Molecule: messenger RNA, 1650 nt
Organism: Cordyceps fumosorosea ARSEF 2679
Lineage: Eukaryota; Fungi; Ascomycota; Sordariomycetes; Hypocreales; Cordycipitaceae
Product: General substrate transporter
Exons: 4
Coding region: 1-1650 (549 amino acids)
Biological process (GO): carbohydrate transport; transmembrane transport
Cellular component (GO): membrane
Molecular function (GO): carbohydrate:proton symporter activity
Source: RefSeq, a predicted model, not a curated record
AUGGAGUCGGCUCAGAGGGCCCUCGCGGGCAAGAAGACGCUAUGGCAGUCCAUUUGCUCAAACCCCAAAGUCGUCUUCAUCGCGCUGUUCGCGUCUCUUGGUGGCUUCGAAUAUGGCUAUCAGCAAGGUGUCUUGGGUCAGUCCCUCGUCAUGACGCGCUUCACCUCCAACUUCCCCUCCGUCGUCCACUCCUCCUCGGCCACAGGCUGGUUGACGUCCAUCCUCCAGCUCGGCGGCAUCCUGGGCUCCCUGUCCGCCGGCAUCCUCAGCGAGCUCAUCUCGCGAAAGCGCACCAUGUUCGUCGCUUGCCUUUGGGUCAUUCUGGGCAGCUACCUUUACAUCGGCGCCCGGGCUGGCGCGCCCUCCCUCCUCUACGCCGGCCGCUUCUUCACCGGUGUCGGCGUCGGCAUCUUCAGCGGCGUCGCGCCGCUGUACAACGCCGAGCUCUCCCUCCCCGAGAUGCGCGGCUUCCUCGUCUCCUUCUACCAGUUCGCCACCAUCCUCGGCAUCAUGCUCUCCUUCUGGAUCGGCUACGGUAGCAAUUACAUCGGCGGCACCGGCGACUCCCAGUCCGACAUGGCCUGGCGGCUGCCGUCCAUCAUCCAGGGACUGCCGGCGGCCGCCCUGGCCGUCGGCAUCUGGUUCAUGCCGUACUCUCCGCGCUGGCUGGUCAAGGUGGGACGCGACGAGGAAGCCAGGGCGACGCUGGCCUGGAUGAGGAAGCUGCCCCUGGAUGACAAAUUGGUCGAGGCGGAAUUCUUGGAAAUCAAGGCCGAAUCUGUCUUUGAGAGAAAGGCGUUUGCCAGAGACUUUCCGUCACUGGCCGAGGCAGCCGGUCAAAACGGCUUCAAGGAGCAGAUUGCCCAGUACAUCAACUGCUUUCGAACCCGUGAUAACUUUAUGAGAAUUUCAACGGGAUUCCUCACAAUGUUCUGGCAGCAAUGGACUGGAAUUGACGCAAUAGUAUACUACUGUACAAGCAUCUUCCAAAGCCUCGGGUUGACGUCUGGGACAAAUGCGUUGCUGGCGACUGGCGUCACCGGCGUGGUGUUCAUGGCUAGCACGAUCCCCGCAAUGUUCAUCAUUGAUAGAGUGGGCCGAAAGCCCAUGUUAAUUGUCGGGUCGGUAGUCAUGGGAAUUGCCAUGGUCGCCGUUGGCAUCAUCGUGGCCAAGUUUAGACACGACUGGGCCACCCACGCUGCAGCAGGCUGGACCGCUGUCGCGCUCAUUUGGGUAUACAUUGCCGGGUUCGGCGCGACCUGGGGUCCGGUGUCCUGGACGCUCGUGUCCGAGAUCUUCCCCCUUUCCAUCCGCGCCAAGGGAACCUCCAUCGGCGCCUUCAGCAACUGGCUCAACAACUUUGCCAUUGCCUUCUUCGUCCCGCCCAUGCUCGAGGCCUGGGCCUGGGGCACGUACAUCUUCUUCGCCGUUUUCCUGGCCGCCGGCACCGUAUGGGUUUGGCUCUGCCUGCCAGAGACCAAGAACGCGAGCUUGGAGGAGAUGGAUCGCGUCUUUAAAAGCCACACUGGCGCGAGGGACGCGCAGCUGUUGCUCGAGGCGCAGCAGGAAGUUGGUCUUACGGCGCUGUUUGAGAGCCAAGGCAUGGUUCACGACAAGUCUGGGUCCGUUGCUGUGGUUGAGCACGUCUAA